Molecule: messenger RNA, 3259 nt
Organism: Nezara viridula (southern green stink bug)
Lineage: Eukaryota; Metazoa; Arthropoda; Insecta; Hemiptera; Pentatomidae
Source: the annotation of a GenBank genome assembly
UUAAAAUAAUCAUAAACAUAUAUUAUUGAAACAGUUAUUUUAAAAAAAGCUUUCAUAACAUUCUUAAAUAAAAAUAAUUCAGAUGAUAAUGGAUCAACAACAAUAAAAUUACAAAUCCUACCUUAGACAUAAUAAAUAUGAUAAAACAUAACAUUUUCGAGAAAGAAGUUGAGCAAGAAAAAGAAAAAAAUAACAAUUUGAUAAGACUGAUUUCCAUAUUGCAAAAUAAAAAUACAAAUCUAUGACAGCUAAAAUUGUUGAUCUCCUAAUGCAAUAAGAAUGACUAAUUAUUAAUAUUUAUAAUUACUGUAAAUGGACUACAGAUACAACGUAAUUAGUAUACAUAAAACAAUAUCUUGAAUCUAAGGUGAUACAAAUAUAAAUUAUAUCCAAAUUUGUACAUAUAAGAAUGAGAGAUGAGUCGGAUUUAAAAUUAAGCCAAUUAUAACUAUAGUUAAUAAGCAUUGCAUUAAAAUCAGUAUGAAAUCAAUCCAGAUAAUGUAACAUUGUUGAGAAAAUAACUCAUAUAAACAAUGUAAAAACCAAUACAUUGAGUGACAUAACAAUCAAAUACAUUUGUAAAUGUGUUAACACUAUCCAAUUCCAUCCUUUUAUUUGUAUGUAACAAAAAUAAUUAAAUUACAAGCAUACAGAAGUUAAUCCUCAAAAUGCCUGACAUUUUUAAGAAGUCCAAUUAAAUACAUAAUUGUCAAAAAGUCGUGAGAAAAAAAUUGUCAUGACAGAGAAUAUAUAUAAAAAAAAAAUAGUGAAGAGGAAAUUUAAUAAUAUACAGUACACUGAUAUGAAAUAAAAACUUUGGAAGCAAAGUAACAUUAACAAUACUAUGUACCUAUGACUGAUAAAAACAUGCUAUGUAUAAAUAACUGAUAAAAAUAAAUACAAUCGUUAUUAUUAUUCAAUUAACUAAAUCAAUUAUUUACAGGGUUAUAAAUGACUUAAACUUCAAAAUAUUAAUAACAUAUCACUGCUAACACUUAAAACUGAUAUGUCAAAACUAAUGCAAACUAAUGAUAAAAAUGUCACAGUAAUAAACAUUGUCACAACAGCAUUGGUUUUCAUAAAUACGAAAUGUACACAAAAACUUCACCAAACGUGAGUAUAUAAUGUCAUUAAAAUAAUUAGUGCAAGGAAACAAUUGUUUGUAAAAACAUAAACUAUGUAAAGUUGACAAAGAGCGUUACUAUGCUAAUGGCUAACAAAAACUUACCAGUAUUAUUUCUGUUCGAAACCGAUACUCUACUGUUUCCUUUACGUCUCGAUCUUCUGGGGUAAUAUCUUGAAGAGCCGUAAGAAGCACUCGGCAUUUUUAACUCUAAAACACACUAUGAUGAAAAACUAUUUCGUGAAGCACAAACCCAAUCACCGAGCAGCCAUUACUAAAGGCGGAAGCAAAACCCGUAAUAAUGACGUCACGAGAUCACAUGAUAUUUGGUUUUAUGAGGAGGUAAAAUAAAAUGGAUACUGUUGUGAGAGGUGUUUGUGUGUUACCUAUAUUAGGAUGUUGUAUUUUAUCGGCGAUGUAUGUGUUGAGUUUGUAUGUUUGGCAAAACACCCAUCUGAGAAACCAUCCAUCGAUUAUAAAGAAACGUUCUCUUAGUGUUUUUGUGACUGCUCUUAUUUCACCUAUUAUUAUAUAUGUAUUUGGGAGUCCUGAAAUGAUCAAUAAACACAGCAUGAUGGAUUUACUUGGCUUCAGAAUUGAAGGUUUAUUUAUGGCCUGCACUGUUCCUCUCAUUUUGACGAUGAUUCUUUUUCUCGGACCAUUGACCAUGCAAAGUCACAGUGACAAUUGGCAGCUCUAUGCAGAACCAAUGUACUGGUUGAACAACUGCCGGGAUUUGGUGUGGUUACGGGAUCAUGUUGUUGCACCAUUCUCUGAAGAAUUAACUUUUCGUGCUUGUAUGCUUCCACUUUUGAUGGACUGUCUACAACCACAUGAUUCAGUCUUUAUUUGUCCUCUAUUUUUUGGAUUUGCUCAUUUCCACCAUGUUGUUGGAAGAGUGAAGAAUGGAUAUAAAUUAAGAUCAGCAGUACUUCUCUCAGUUUUCCAGUUUUUAUAUACGACUAUGUUUGGUGCUUAUUCUGCAUUGCUAUUCCUAAGGACUGGUCAUUUUGUUGCGCCAUUUUUGGCUCAUGCAUUUUGUAAUCAUAUGGGUUUCCCCAAUUUCAGAGAAGUAUUUGCUUAUGAUGAACCAAAGCGUAGUACAACUUUAUUUUUGUGUAUAGUUGGCUUACUAGCUUGGUGUUAUUUAUUGGAACCCCUAACGAAUCCACUUUGGUACCAAAAUACUCUUUAUUGGAAAUCUUAACAGUAAGCAUUUCUAUUUUAUUGUUUUGUAAUUAUAGAAAUGAUUUUAAAUUAUAUCCUUCAUUAGCAUGUUCACACUGGCACUGCAAUUCAUGUUUUUCUCCUAAAGACAGGGCAGCUACACUUUAAGCUCUUCAUUCUAUGGGACGUGCCAGAACUAAAGCAUAAAAAGAAAAUUUAUCACAAGGAUAGCCGUUCUUUAUGUUAUUGAAUUAAAGUUAUGUUGAUAUUAUCAAAUUAAAAUUAUGUAUAUGAUACAUUUUUGAUGUUUUUAAUUGGUAGCUAUUUAAAAAUGUUUUCUAGUUACUUAACGUAUUAAAUUUUUGUUGUUAUGCUCCGCCUGAUAGCACAAUCAAAUACGAGCCACCCGUUGUACGCGCCGCAUGAUAAGGCAGUCUUGUGCGAGCAACCGGUGAUACCAGCAUGAACAUGUUAAUGAAUAGCUAUAAUAAAAUUUAAAAUGAUAGGCUGCUCUCUCUUCUUUAAUUUAUUCAAAGGGAAGUAGUAAGUGGGAUGAAUUUCUAUUAAUGUGAUAUGAACAUUAGUAUUCAUCUAUUGAUACAAUUUUUAAUUACAUUUACAUGAACAAUGUCUCUUUAAAGUGUAUAAAUAUUUACACUCUAACAUAAACAUGUGCAUCUGCAAAUGCGUUCACACACAACUGAAAUAUAUAUAAAUAUUUUUAAGUGAAGAUAAACGAACAUUUAUUUUAACAAAAUGUUGAUGGUUGCACUGAAUAAAAGGUUUACACACACACAUGUAUACAUUUAUAUGUUUAUCUUCAAAAGACAUGAAUAUUCGCGUGUGGGAUUCUUAUCCACUAAAACCAACCUCCCUUCACCUGUUUAUUUCCCUUCAUGGAACCGCCAUUAGACAUUACAUCAUAGAGGAGAAUGGCAAUGUGCUGUCUCAUUAUUUUAUGCCCAUUUA